Molecule: messenger RNA, 3015 nt
Organism: Xiphias gladius (swordfish)
Lineage: Eukaryota; Metazoa; Chordata; Actinopteri; Istiophoriformes; Xiphiidae
Gene: stx19
Product: syntaxin 19
Exons: 5
Coding region: 295-1203 (302 amino acids)
Biological process (GO): synaptic vesicle fusion to presynaptic active zone membrane; exocytosis; intracellular protein transport
Cellular component (GO): synaptic vesicle; endomembrane system; SNARE complex
Molecular function (GO): SNAP receptor activity; SNARE binding
Source: RefSeq, a predicted model, not a curated record
CUUGUGAGUCUAACUGGCCUCAUAAACAGUUGGUGGCAUAACUGUUACAGAGUAUUCAGACCUGUAACUCACAGCUGAUGAGCAUUAGGUGAAUCUGAGGAGCUCUGAAGACGACAUGAUGAUAUCAAUGAAUGUGUGAGCUUGUUUUGGAUUACACUCCUGGUGAACACUAAAUGGAAACACUCAUCAUGCAGCCUAUGAUGGAAUACUAACAAUAUUAAGCGUCCUUUUGUCAGGAUUGACAAGAACCGUACAGCAGCUUGAGGAGUGAGCUUUGGUGAGGGCUCUUCCACAAUGAGAGACCGCUUGGAAGAGCUGCAGCAGAGGGCUCAAGAGUUUUCUGGGGCAGCGAGUGAGAAUACCAACCCUCUCUCAGUGGAGGGUGAUAAUGAUGACUCUUUGGUGGUCGGAGUGAUAACACCACAGGCUGUGGUGUUUGAGGAGGAGCCAAUCAUUGACAAUUUCUUGUCUGAGGCUCAGAAAAUCCGAGAUGACAUCACAGUGCUGGAGACAGAGGUGCUAAAGUUUACUCAGCAGCAAAAGACACUGGUGGCAGCCAUGCGUCGUUUCAGUGUGAUGAAGAAGGAGAGCAGCAUUACACGAAACAUCAAGCUCCAGGCCGAAAGCCUCAACCGGCGUUUAGAUGCUCUUUCAAAACAGGUCCAAAGAACUGAGGAUCAGCAUGGACCCAAUGCUGUUACAACGCGAAUACAAUGCUCCCAGCAUGCAGUGCUGUACCGUAAAUUCCAGCAGGUAAUGCGGCAGUAUAAUGAAGGUCUGCUGACAAAGCAGGAGCGCUGUAAGCACUUCAUUAUCCGGCAGCUGGAGGUAUCCGGAAGGGAUGUGGCGGAGGAGGAGGUAAAUGAGAUGGUCGCCACAGGAAAAUGGGAGGUCUUCAACGAGAACCUGCUGAAUGAUGACAGAAUCACACGGUCACAACUAUCUGAGAUCGAGCAGCGACACAAGGAGCUCUUGAGCCUGGAGAACAAUAUGAAGGAGCUGAGGGACCUGUUCAUGGACAUUUUCAUGCUGGUGGAGGAGCAAGGGGCCUACAUUGACCACAUCCAGACCAAUGUGGAGAGGACACAGGACUAUGUGGCUGCAACUAAUGAGAAGUUCAAGCUGGCUGCCAGGUAUAAGAAGAAGAACCCACUUCGACAGCUGUGCUGCUGCUGCUGCCCUCCCUGGAGAUGCUGCUUAUAACACAUAUACGUUUUUACCUCAAUGGUCAUUCCAAAUAACGUUUUAUUUCAAAAAUAUCACUUACCUUUUGGGAAUGAGCAACACGGAAAUCAAGUACCAUUAAAGUGCAGGUUAUCGUACUGCAAUUUUUGAACAGAGCAGCUCUGAAGACAGAUUCAGCAGAGCAUAGAAAACAAUUAGGGGGAAGGGCCAGAAUUGGUAUUUGAGGCACUUGUUUCUUUCAAGAGGAUGUGAAGCAACCACUAUUGGAAGAGACAGUUCAGUGAGUACUACUCACCAACACUGCUGCUUACUGGAGACCUUCGCUGUCAUCUGACAGAGGUCACAAACAAGGGUAGAUCACUGCUUCUGCCACUGCCACUGCAAGAUCAGCAAAACUGAUAUUUCCCGAUUUCUUUUAAAAGAGCCUCUCAUCUUUUUUGUGCCACAGGAGCUCAUUUUUUAUACAGUAUUUGCACUUUAAGACUCAUCUAUAACUUUUCUCUUUUCUUUUCAGCACAAACUAAAAUUUUUGAGUCACUGUAUAUUCUUUUCAUUUCUUGGUCCACAUGCUGAUGAAAAAAAAAGAACUUGUUUUACAAUUAGUCAUUAGUCUCAUUUGCAUUUCAAAGUCUUAUCAAUUUCAGUGAAGAAAAUGUUAUUAAUUUAUGCGGUUUCACAGAGGCGGGGAUUCAAGUAAAACUCUGAAUAACAAGCCUUGCUCAAAAUGUUUCUGUCAAGAGGACAAAACUGCAGAAAAUUGUUGAAUUUUUCAUUUCAGGAAAUAUUUAACUUCUCAUGAUGUUUUGUGUUUUGGAGUGUGAUGGCAAUUCAUUAUUCUAUUGGAACUGUUACAUUGUUCAGAUAAAAAUAUCUGGCAUCUAUAUGCAUCAUUAUUAUUGAUAUCAUUAUGUUGCACAAAAGGGGAGAACCUCUUGCCUGAGGGAGUACCAGCAGUUCAGACAAAAAUACUGGGAAUAUGCUGUAUAACCGAUAAACACACCUUUUGACAGGUAAUCAUCUCCUGUUUCAUUUUUUACUUAAUGCUCAGUUGAAAAUACCCACUCACUUCCCCUGAUGGGAUAAUGACUGAGAUGUAAAUAACCAGUCAUUUAUUUCAGGAGAUACAGCCACUUCAUUCUGUUGAUCUCACUUGCUCACAGAAUGACUUAAAACUGACCUCUCAUCAGCAGUGACAGUUAUGUUCCUCAGUGAGCCCAUGGUAUCUGGUGUCCAGGACAAAAUACUGAACUGGGUGUGCCAAAGCCAGACUGGAAAAACCAGGUUUGUCUGCUAUUCCAGGAUAGCUGCCAGACAGCUACUGUAUGUUCCAGGUAACAGUGCGUAAACAGAAGUGUUCUCUUCUAGCAGAUGGUAAGAGGACCCGUCUCUGUUGAGUAGUCUUCCUUUUAAAGGAAAUACUCCUAGGUUCAGAGAAUAAUUAAAAGCGAGCACACAUGUCAACUUGACAUUAUGAGGAAAAUGGGCAACAGAAGAACCAAACAGUGGUAAAAAAAAUAUCUAUUUUAAGUCAAUUUAUUCAUCGCAUGAGGGACUGACAUCUCAUGUUACAUGUCAAAAAACACCAUCUGUCAGCGCGGUUUUUUAUUUAGGUUAACUAUUAUUUACACUGAUCCGUCAGAUCUAGUAGAGGAACCAGGUGUGACAUGUAUGAGCUGAGGUGUUUGAUUACUUCUGCUAUCUGACUGGAAAAGUCUUGUGAUUUUCUGUGUUUUGCAUCAGUCUCAGUCUGAUUAGAAUGACAUUCUGAGAGAUAGGCAUACAUCAAAUAUGUAAAUUCCAAAUAUGUAAAUCCAAUAACAAUACAUUGUA